Messenger RNA from Apodemus sylvaticus (European woodmouse), 471 nucleotides. RefSeq names its product glutathione S-transferase alpha-1-like. Gene Ontology annotation, cellular component: extracellular exosome; cytosol. Gene Ontology annotation, molecular function: glutathione transferase activity. The transcript has 3 exons. The coding region runs from base 7 to 471 and encodes 154 amino acids. The record is from RefSeq and is a predicted model, not a curated record. Lineage: Eukaryota; Metazoa; Chordata; Mammalia; Rodentia; Muridae. Gene Ontology annotation, biological process: glutathione metabolic process; xenobiotic metabolic process.
AAUCUGAUGUUUGAGCAAGUGCCCAUGGUGGAGAUUGAUGGGAUGAAGCUGGUACAGACCAGAGCCAUUCUCAACUACAUUGCCACCAAAUAUGACCUCUAUGGGAAGGACAUAAAGGAGAGAAGCCUGAUUAACAUGCAUACAGAAGGUAUUUUUGAUCUAACUGAAAUGAUCUUGCAACUGGUAAUAUGUCCCCCUGACCAAAGAGAAGCCAAGACUUCUUUGGCAAAAGACAGGACCAAAAGCAGAUUCUUGCCUGCCUUAGAAAAGGUGUUGAAGAGCCACGGACAAGACUACCUUGUAGGCAAGAGGCUGACCAGGGUGGACAUCCACCUGCUGGAACUUCUCCUCUAUGUUGAAGGGCUUGACACCAGCCUUCUGACCUCUUUCCCUCUGCUGAAGUUGAGAUUACCUCACAUAUGUAAUGGCAUCUACACAUAUGUCUCUGACAAUACAAUGGUGGUCCCGUAG